Molecule: messenger RNA, 1075 nt
Organism: Glycine soja
Lineage: Eukaryota; Viridiplantae; Streptophyta; Magnoliopsida; Fabales; Fabaceae
Product: methyltransferase-like protein 23
Exons: 8
Coding region: 69-770 (233 amino acids)
Cellular component (GO): nucleus; cytoplasm
Source: RefSeq, a predicted model, not a curated record
UCUGCGUAUAUUGGCUUCAUGUAACAUUUUCGGCUGGAAAUUUGGAGGUUUCAGUUUAACUCCUUCCGAUGAGAGCCAUGGAGGAUUGGAAUGAUGAACAGUGUGAUGACACCCUCACCAUGACCACCGUUUCUCAGCACUUUUUCGGCGAUGAUUCUGAAACGCCAAGCUUCUCCAUCUCCAUCAUCGAGAACAUGAAGGAAGACUAUGGCCUAUUCGUGUGGCCCUGCAGCGUAGUUCUCGCCGAGUACAUUUGGCAACACAAGCAUCGAUUUUCAGGAGCCACCGUUGUUGAGCUAGGUGCUGGAACUUCCCUGCCUGGCUUGGUUGCAGCAAAACUCGGUGCCCGUGUCACUCUUACUGAUGACUCCACCAGAUUAGAGGUGCUUGACAACAUGAGAAGGGUUUGUGACUUGAACAAACUUGAGUGCAAUGUGUUGGGAUUGACAUGGGGAGUUUGGGAUUCAUCCAUAUUCAGUUUACAGCCAACAAUUAUUCUAGGGGCUGAUGUGCUGUACGAUUCAAAAGCCUUUGAUAACCUCUUUGCCACUGUGACUUUCCUGCUCCGAAAUUCUCCUGGGUCAACUUUUAUAACCUCAUACCAUAACCGAAGUGGGCAUCACCUUAUUGAGUUUUUGAUGGGAAAAUGGGGCUUAAAGUGUCUGAAGCUUCUUGAUGGGUUUUCCUUCUUGCCACCUGACAAAGCAUCACUGCUAAGUGGUAACAUUCAAUUGGCAGAGAUAGGUCUUAUCUCAAAAGAUAAUGCUUGAGUUGCUUAAUCUUGAGACAUGGUAUCAAGCAGCAAUAUUUAUGGAUGGGGAACUGAGAUGCCAACCGUUGAGGAAUUUUCUAAUAUUAUUUUUUUCAAUAGGUUUUUGAGUUAUAUUUGGACUUUUAAUUUACCUUUAAGAAUCUCUAGGUGUGUUCUUAUACAUGUAUAAAACAAAUGUUUACAUGUUGAUAUUUGCAGUGCUGUCAAGUGGCUAGAGCCUGAAACCAUAUAAUUAGUUCAAAUUGAUAGUUUAAGACAUUUUUCUUUUGCGAUGAAAACAGUUACAUUCUUCACAACUAUUCA